Molecule: messenger RNA, 1314 nt
Organism: Sinocyclocheilus anshuiensis
Lineage: Eukaryota; Metazoa; Chordata; Actinopteri; Cypriniformes; Cyprinidae
Product: receptor expression-enhancing protein 6
Exons: 7
Coding region: 323-949 (208 amino acids)
Source: RefSeq, a predicted model, not a curated record
UUUAUUGAUAUUGAUUACAUAAUCAGGUGUAGCCUAAGCCAAUAGGGCGAUAGCCGUAAGCUAAAGUAACCAAAUGCAUUUAAGUUAAAUUUAAAAUGUAAUUUAAGAUUCCUCAUCUUUUGCACUAGUUUGACGCCUUGAAUGAAGUGUAAUUGGUGUUAGCUGUCAGUCUGGAGCCCUGAAAUCCUCCCACAGACGCGUCACUAGUCUGACAGUAAGCGGAUUGAAUCUGUGUCCAGUCAGCGAAAACAGCCCAGAGACACGUUAUCAGCCAUACACCUGUGUUUAACUGCAUAACGUUACACUUUCCUUUUAAGCCGCGAUGUUUACCAUAUUUGCAAAGAUAAAAGACCGCGUCGAGGCUUUUUUGAACGAGAAGAAUAUAGUCACUGACUGUCUCAAUAAAAUCGAAGAAAAAACAGGCAUCAAGAAACGUUAUUUAGCGCUCGGUGCUGCUGGUGUGACCGGAGCAUAUUUAUUAUUUGGAUACGGUGCUUCUCUGCUCUGUAAUCUGAUUGGUUUUGUUUAUCCUGCAUAUUACUCUAUCAAAGCAAUAGAAAGUCCUGAUAAGGAGGAUGACACACAAUGGCUGACAUACUGGGUAAUCUACGGCUUCUUCAGCGUGGGUGAAUUCUUCUCUGACAUUUUUCUUCACUGGUUUCCUUUCUACUAUGUGUGUAAGUGCUUGUUCCUGUUGUGGUGCAUGGCUCCGGUCUCCUGGAAUGGUUCUCAGAUACUGUACAGGCAUGUGGUGCGGCCAUGUUUCCUGAAGCAUGAAGCCAGAGUAGAUGAGAUGGUCAACAAUAUAGGAGGGAAGGCCAUGUCAGCAGCUGAGAACGCCACGAGAGAGGUUCUUCAGACUCUGGUGAGAAACCGGACUAUUGGCCCAGCUGAGCCUGAAGCCAGAAGACUGCCCAGUUCUGCUCCUGCUGAACCCACAGUUGAUUAAACGAAAUACAGGUGGCUAAAGUGAUCUGAGGAUGACACAAACAUGCAAGAGAUGCAGCAUCAUGUUGAAGACAUAAAUUCUGACAGCUGUAUCAUAUGGUCUCAUUGUAAAGACCUCAAUGAGUGAAUCAAUGCCUGGUUUUCACACAGCCGAUGUCAGGAGUGGAGUUUUGGACUUUAUAGUUUAAUAACCUGAUGUAUUUCUUUUCACUGUUCAUAUAAAUUUGUUCAGAUUGUUAAAUGUCUUCAGCAUUUAAACAUAGCAAAACAGAAAUGUACUGUAGGAAAUUCAACAGACAUUCAACAGUGUAUUUGUUAUUUACUUAUUUAUUUAUGGGUAGUAAUUUGUUGUAUUCAUGGCAUCCG